This is a messenger RNA of Salvia hispanica, 815 nucleotides long. Its product is annotated as putative 2' cyclic ADP-D-ribose synthase BdTIR. Gene Ontology annotation, biological process: signal transduction. Lineage: Eukaryota; Viridiplantae; Streptophyta; Magnoliopsida; Lamiales; Lamiaceae. The record is from RefSeq and is a predicted model, not a curated record.
CAAAACAAACGUCCCAAAAAAAAGAAAGGAAUUAUGCAACGAUCACUAGCCAUGAACUUAGUGAAGAAGAAGCAAGUUAGAGAUAGAAUCAUGUCGCCGUACGACGUGUUCAUAAACCACCGGGGCACGGACACCAAGCGCACCGUGGCGACGCUGCUAUACGAUCACCUUUUCCGGCUUCAGAUCCGCCCGUUUCUCGACAACAAGAGCAUGAAGGCGGGGGACAAGCUAUUCGACAAGAUUGACAAGGCCAUAGGCGGGUGCAAGGUCGGCGUCGCCGUCUUCUCGCCGCGCUACUGCGACUCCUACUUUUGUUUGCACGAGCUCGCGCUCAUGAUGGACCUUAAAAGGAAGGUCAUCCCCAUCUUCUGCGACGUCAAGCCCUCGCAGCUCCGCCUCGUUGAUGACGGCACCAUGUCACGUGAGGAGGUGGCGAGGUUCGGCUCGGCCUUGGAGGAGGCCAAGCACACCGUCGGCCUCAACUUCGAUUCUCUUAAAGGUAACUGGUCGGACGUGGUGAAAAAUGCAGCAAACAUUGUGAUAGAGAGCCUCGCAGAAGUUGAAUACGACGAGCUCCUCCUUCGCAAUAACAAUCUCUCUAUUUACAAAACCCCAGCUUUUGGCACUCCAAAAUUUGCAUAAAUCCGGCCAUUUCAAAUUCAUUAUUUGUUUAUUCGUCUGCGCUUGUUCAAGGAAAUCUUCGAAUAACGUUCAAGUUAUUUCAUUCUUUCCAAAAUAAUGGAUUAAUUACCGAUCCUCUAGUUCAAUUUGUUAUAGGUUAACUAUGAAAUUUAUCGUUAUUUCAUUUAUUCUAA